This is a messenger RNA of Brassica oleracea var. oleracea, 846 nucleotides long. RefSeq lists its product as uncharacterized. The transcript has 3 exons. The record is from RefSeq and is a predicted model, not a curated record. Lineage: Eukaryota; Viridiplantae; Streptophyta; Magnoliopsida; Brassicales; Brassicaceae. The coding region runs from base 46 to 738 and encodes 230 amino acids.
ACAAUCGUCUCAACUCUCAAGCGACCCCAAAAGAACAUUACUCGAAUGCUACUGAAGAAGAAGACAACAGCAACGAUGGAAGAUCACGGUUCGCUCCUUUACCGUGACAUGGUAGGUAAACAAGGUUUCUUCGAUGAAAUCGACUAUGAAGUUUCUUCGAUCUUGUUGGAACUCUCGCACCCCGUCGUGUUCUCUUCCGACCCUCCUCUUUUUCAUAAAUGGGGCCGCACUAAAAAGAGGUCUUCUACCGUCUUCCUUCGUCCGCCGAAGAUUUCGCCGUCGUGUGCGGAGGUCGCCGAGAGGGGAAGUACCUCGAGUUCGUCGUGUUUAACCGGCGAUGCAAAGAAGACAUAUCCUCAAAGCAUGAUGAAAGGUUCUAUGACAAGUCAUAGCUCGAAGCUGAAGAUUACUUCUCCGCCAAAAGCAUCAUCGUGUUCGGUUCUCGAGACCGAGACGGGUUUAAUUAGGGCGGCGCAAGUUGGGUCGCUACUAGCCCAGCCCAUUGGAGAAAACCUGCCUGAUCUACAACCGUUGACAUACGUUGGUGAUCCUACGGACAACAAGAGAGAUAACUCGGAGCCACGUGGCUUUGAUCUGAACCUUCCAGCAGAAGAAGAAGGUAACCUUAUAGCCACCACAACGAUUGUUGAUUUUGAGAGUGCAGGGACUAAAGCUCGAGCAGCUGCUCAAGCAAGACAAAAGAGAUUAGGGCUAAUUAGAUCUAAGAAGCGUUUUUAGUAGAUUCUUCUUAUCUUCAUACCAAUUCAAGUAGGAAUGGGAGGAAUUAAAAAAAAAAUCUUUCUGGAAAGAUUUUGUUGCUAAUAUAUAAAUAUAAUACGAAUAAUG